CGCGGGGAGUACUUUACUCAUGGCGGCGCUGCCCUUUUGGAGCGGGCAGCCCAUCGUCCGGACGAUGCGACGCCUGCUGCCCCUGCUAGCCAUCGCCGCCGCAGAAUACGACGGCGCCUGCGACGGCCAAGCGUGGUCCGCCCAAACGGAAAUGACCAUCGCCGCCGGCGCCACGUACGCGACGUUCUACGCGGCAAAGUACUCCGACACAACCUGCGGCAGCUCGGGAGGCAGCCUCAUCUCGUACGGAACGACGAUGAAUUACGAAAGCUUAAACUGCGGCGUCGACGUCUGCGCGCGAUGCGUCCAAGGCGUCUUGACGCUCGGGUACUUCCCGGACGGAGCGCCCGACGCGCUUUGGAGCGACACGACCGACGCCUCGUUUACGGGCACCGCGACCGCGACCGCGGAGGUCGAUUGCAACGACGGCUGCGGGGAAGAGUGCCUCUCCCUCGGAUCGAUAUCAGUACGCGUCGCGUGGCACUCCGACGACGGCCCACUCUGUGCCGCCGCGCCAUCGUGCCCCAACGCCACGUCGUCAUCAUUAGCCAACGCCACGUCAUCAUCAUUAGCCGCCGACGGCGCCCGCCGCGCGGACCUCUCAAGCGCGCUUGCGACAAUCGUCGCCGCGAGAUAUCUACUGAAUUAGCAGAUCACAGAAAUGUAGAACCUCACUCUGCGGCAGUCACAGUCACAAAAUUUAGAACAUCACACCCGUCUCCUUCGCGUCGACGAGCGCCGCGCUCUCCUGUAUAGUUAACUACUUGUAGUAUA
This is a messenger RNA of Pelagomonas calceolata, 774 nucleotides long. The record is from the annotation of a GenBank genome assembly. NCBI's taxonomy places the organism in Eukaryota, Pelagophyceae, Pelagomonadales, Pelagomonadaceae.